Messenger RNA from Mixia osmundae IAM 14324, 3234 nucleotides. RefSeq lists its product as uncharacterized. The transcript is spliced from 5 exons. The record is from RefSeq and is a predicted model, not a curated record. Gene Ontology annotation, molecular function: ATP hydrolysis activity; ATP binding; translation elongation factor activity. Lineage: Eukaryota; Fungi; Basidiomycota; Mixiomycetes; Mixiales; Mixiaceae. Bases 1 to 3234 code for a protein of 1077 amino acids.
AUGUCGCCAGCACCCGUUGCUAAAACGGCGGUCUCGACGCCCGUCAAGAUCGACCCCUCCACGCUCAAAGCAUCCCAUGCGGCACAAGCCGCAGACGAUGGCAAUGCUCACAGCGAGGCCAAGAUUGAUAUCGAAGCCAUGCUCAAGGCCGACGAUCGCGAACGCCGCGAUGCUGCCGCGCUUGAGCUCGUCAACCUCGUUAAAGUUGAGGGACCUCAAGCUUUUGUCAGGCUCGGAUUGGCCGAUGCCAUCUCCAACGUUUUGGACGACAAGAAGGCAUCAGUCAUCGCCAAAGAGUCUGUUGCCGGCCUUAUCUCAACUAUGUGCGAGCAAGGCGUCGGAAACGCCGUCGAGCCCUUCUUCUUUGAAAAGAUCGCCAACGGCGUCUUCGAGCUCUUUGGUGACAAGGCUGCACCCGUCCGUGACGCUGCUGUUGCGGCAGUCAAGAGCCUCGUUCAGAUCAUGUCGCCAUGGGCAACCUCCCUUCUGCUGCCCACCUUGCUGCAUCAGCUCAAGACCGCGGGCAAAUGGCAAGUCAAGACCGGAUGCCUCAUCAUCCUCGAUCAGCUCGUCGUGUCAGCACCGGGCAACGUCGCAAAGGCGAUGCCUACCAUCGUGCCCGUCCUUGCCGAGGUCAUUCACGACACCAAGAAAGAGGUCAAGAUUGCCGCGCGCAGUUCGCUCACGACUGCAACCUCACUCGUGUCCAACAAGGAUAUCGAAAAGUUCAUCCCUGCGCUGAUCAAGUGUUUGAUCAACCCUGUUGAGGAAGUCCCAAAGACUGUCCAAUUGCUUGGCGCGACGACCUUUGUCUCAGAGGUCGAUUCUGCCACGCUAUCUCUUAUGGCGGGUCUGCUCGUACGUGGUCUCGACGAGAGGCCCACUGCGACGAAGCGCAAGGUCGCUGUCAUCAUCGACAAUAUGUCUAAGCUUGUCGACAACGAAGACACUGUCCGACCUUUCUUGCCAGGUCUCUUGCCCAAGCUCAUCAAGAUCGAAAACAGCGUCGCAGAUCCUGAAGCUCGUGGUGUCGUAUCGCGCGCCAUCAAGACUCUACAGGAAGUUGGCAAAGUUACAGGCGAUGGCUCAGAUGUCAAGCCGCCCAAGGUCUUCAAGGCCGAGCAAGCCACCGGCCAUAUCGUCACUGCUAUCAAAGAAAAGCAGACCACAUCGCAAGUCUCCGCCUCAUCGCCUCUGAUCGUCUACAUUGGCGAGCUUGUGGCUGCGCUGGUCAACGGCAAGAACUUCGAGCAAGGCGAAUGGGAGACCACUUUGACGCCCUAUCUCUCGCUUUCCGUUCCCGAGGCUGCCGAUGCGCAGGCGAUUGCGCUUAUCCUGCUCGAGAAGUGUGCUCAGGAGACUGACGAACCUGCCGAGAUCUUCGCUGACGAGGAGGAAGGCGAAGAUUUGUGCAACUGCACCUUCUCGCUCGCCUACGGUGCCAAGAUCUUGCUCAACACUGCAACGCUACGUCUCAAGCGUGGUCACCGAUACGGACUUUGCGGUCGCAAUGGAUCCGGCAAGUCGACGCUCAUGCGCGCCAUCCAGAAUGGUCAAGUCGAGGGCUUCCCUAGCCCUGAUGAAGUUCGUACCUUCUACGUCGAGCACGACAUCGACGGAUCAGAAGCCGAGAUCACUGUCCUUGACUGGAUUCUUGCCGAUAAGCGGAUCCAGGCUGACGAAGCUGCCAUCAAGGAGACCCUCACUUCUGUCGGCUUCACUCCACAGCGUCAAUCUGAGCCCAUUGGCGCUCUUUCAGGAGGUUGGAAAAUGAAGCUCGCGCUGGCACGAGCUAUCCUCUUCAAGGCUGAUAUCCUCCUGCUCGAUGAGCCAACCAACCAUCUCGAUGUCCUGAACGUUGCCUGGCUGCAGGACUACCUGACGUCGCUCACUACAUGUACCUCGAUCAUCGUUUCGCACGACUCGGGCUUCCUCAACUCAGUCUGCACGGACAUCAUCCACCUCAAUCGAUUCAAGAUCAAGCGUUAUCCUGGCAAUCUUGAAGCUUUCGUCAAAUUUGUGCCAGAGGCCAAGGCGUAUUACGAGCUGACGGCGCUCGAAGAGUAUCAGUUCAAGCUGCCUGAUCCACCUCUGCUCGAUGGUGUCAAGACCAAGGAGAAGUCACUGAUGAAGAUGCGCAAGGCCGGCUUCCAGUACCCUGGCAGCCCAGUGCAGCAGCUCUACGACAUUACUCUGCAGGUCUCGCUCUCUUCGCGUGUCGCCGUGCUGGGACCAAACGGAUCUGGCAAGUCCACGCUCGUCAAGCUGCUGGUCGGUGAGACGGAGCCCAACAAGGGCGGCGAGGUCUGGAAGCAUCCCAACUUGGUCAUCGGCUACGUUGCUCAGCAUGCGUUCCACCAUAUUGAUCAACAUCUCGACAAGACACCUUUAGAGUAUUUGCUCUGGAGAUAUCAGACCGGCGAGGAUCUCGAGGAAAUGAUGAUGGCAAACAAGCAGCUUACAGAGGAAGACAUCAAGAAGAUGAAGGAAGGAUCCAUUGUCAUCGUCGAAGGCGCCAAGCGUACAAUCGACGAGAUAACCAACCGAAAGAAGCUGAAGCAGUCCUUCGAAUACGAAGUCUCAUUCAAGGGCAUGUCAUCGUCCGAGAAUAUCUGGCUAUCGCGCGACGAGCUCAUCAAGCGCGGUUACGAGAAAUCCAUCCUGGCAAUUGAUUCGAGAGAAGCGCAAAAGGCAGGCAUGCUCCGACCUCUCGUCCGUAAAGAGAUUGAGAAGCACAUGGAAGACUUUGGUCUUGAAGCUGAAUUCACCUCGCACAAUAGCAUGCGAGGUCUGUCCGGUGGUCAGAAGGUCAAGGUCGUUCUUGGCGCUGCAACCUGGCGCCGUCCUCACAUUGUCAUUUUGGACGAGCCAACCAAUUACUUGGAUCGAGAGUCUCUAGCUGCGCUCAUCGCUGCGCUCAAGUCAUACGAAGGCGGUCUCCUAGUCAUCACACAUAACAAGGACUUCUCAGAGUCGAUCUGCACCGAAACGUGGGCGAUGCAAAAUGGUCAUCUCGUCGCUUCAGGCCACAACUGGGUCGAAGGCCAAGGUACGGGCGAGCGUAUCGACAAGGCUGCCGGUGAGGAGGAGAUCAAGUACGACGCGCUCGGUAACAAGAUCGAAGAGGGCAAGAAGGCGAAGAAGCUGUCCGCCUCCGAGGCUCGCAAGGCCAAGAAGGAUCGCAUGGCUCGCCGAAAGCGAGGAGAGGAGGUCUUCACCGACGAGGAGCUGUAG